AUGGACAAGGCGAAAGUGGAAGCCAAGAAAAAGGUGGUUGAAGACAAGACCUUCGGCCUGAAGAACAAGAACAAGAGCAGCAAAGUGCAGAAGCACAUUCAACAACUGCACAGCACUGUGGAUCCGAAUGCAAAGGCCAAAACGCAGAUGGCAGAUGCCAAAAAGGAGAAAAAGAAGCAACAGGAAGAGUACCAGAAGGAACUGGACAGCCUCUUCAAGGCUGCCUUCAAGCAGCCGAAAAUCCCCGUGGGUGUUGACCCAAAAUCCAUUAUCUGUGAAGCCUUUCGUCAUGGCCAGUGCACCAAAGGGUUCAAAUGCAAAUUCUCCCAUGACUUGAACGUCGCAAGAAAGGGCCCCAAGAUUGAUCUGUACACUGACAGACGAGAUGAUGAGAAAGAAGAGACGAUGGAAAACUGGGACCAGGACAAAUUGGAGGAUGUCGUGCAGAAAAAACAUGGGAAGGAGAACAAGGAAAACCAGACGUCCAUUAUUUGCAAGUAUUUUCUGGAAGCUGUGGAAAACAAGCAAUAUGGAUGGUUUUGGAAAUGCCCGAAUGGGGACAAGUGCAUUUACCGCCAUGCCUUACCCCCUGGUUAUAUUCUAAAGUCUCAGAUGAAGGAACUGCUGGAAGAAGAGGCACGCAAGCAGAGGAAGGACGUAUCAGAAGCUAUUGAAGAGGAGCGCCAGAGUUUGGCAGCAGGAGAGAACAUCACCGAGGAGACGUUUAGGCAGUGGCGAGCAAAGAAGACACAAGAGCGGAAGUCCAAACAAGAGCAGGCUGAAGCUGAGCGUAAGAAGAAAGGGAUACUCAAUGGACGUGAGAUAUUCUCUCAGCAGGGCUUCACAGCUGUGGAUGACAGCAGCGCUGCAGAAACUUACGAGCGAGAGAAAGAUGAGGAGGAUGAGAUACUGAAGUGUAGCGCAGAUGCAGAGGCCAAAUAUAAGCUUGCCAAGGAACAAGCAGCAGCUGCAGGCAGCAUGAAUACACCAACGUCAGGGGAUGCGCCCUCAGAGUCGCAGGCGCCUGCAUCAAGCGAGCCCUGCUCAUCGACCGCAGCGGGCCCCUCCACCACAUUGCAGUUGGACGAGGAGGAUGAGCAACUGUUUCUUGAAGGGGACGAUGAAGAUGAUCUGGACGACGACGAAUUGGCACAGCUGGAGGAGCAAGUGCGAUCUGGGACAUAG
Messenger RNA from Ostreobium quekettii, 1185 nucleotides. The record is from the annotation of a GenBank genome assembly. NCBI's taxonomy places the organism in Eukaryota, Viridiplantae, Chlorophyta, Ulvophyceae, Bryopsidales, Ostreobiaceae.